AAUCAGCUGUCUUUUGGUGCGUCCAAAGAUCAGUUUAAAUAUAUUUAAAAAGAUUUUUUAAUUACAAAGAGAUUACGAUUUGCCAUAUAUAUAUGUAUUUGUAAUUAUGUGGGGUUUCGUUACCCUGAGACGUGGACAAUAUACAGCCAGGUGCCUCAGAUUAUACAGCAAUGGAAAAGUGAAGGUGCCUGUGAGACAAGGAAUUGUGGUCGGACAACGGCAACAGCUGCCAAGUGGCCUACAGUACGAAAGUUUCCUGGGCGUGCCGUAUGCAGAGCCACCCGUAGGAGAGCUCCGUUUUCGGAGCCCUGUGCCCCUGGAGCGUUUCAAGGAGCAAGAACUAAACUGCAGCAAAGAAGGUGACGUCUCGCAUCAGCGUGAUCCGUUUACCCAAGAAGUGAUUGGCUCUGAGAACUGCCUGUUCCUCAAUGUGUAUGUGCCCAAGGGCAAGUCACAGAAACCUCUGCCCGUCAUGGUGUGGAUUCAUGGUGGUGGCUUCUGGUUCGGCAAUGGCAACAGUGACUAUCACUUUCCUGCGCAACUAAUGCAAGAGGAGGUCAUUGUGGUUACCCUGAAUUAUCGUCUGGGUGCAUUGGGUUUCCUCUGCUUACCCGAGGCGGGCAUACACGGCAAUGCCGGUCUGAAGGAUCAGCGUCUGGCGUUGCAGUGGGUACAGGAUAAUAUUGCCAACUUCAAUGGUGAUCCACAGAAUGUGACUCUGUUUGGGGAGAGCGCUGGCGCUUCGUCAGUUCAUAUGCACAUGUACGGUCCGCAAGCCAACAAGCUGUUCCACAAAGCCAUCAUGCAGAGCGGCACUGGCAACGCGGAGUGGGUAUUCCAGGACAAUGGUGCAUACAAAGCGCGACGUCUGGGCGAACUGCUGGAGGGCAAGAAUAUAGAGCGGGCUAGUGACCUGUUGGAAUUCCUGCAGUCCAAGGCGGUGACACCAUUGGCAAUGCUAGCGAAAACUUUGGAUGUGCUGAACGAUGAUGAGCGACGUCGUCACCUGCCCUUCUCAUUUAAGCCAGUUGUGGAGGAUGCAAGCAGUCCGGAUAGCUUCCUAAUUAAACCAUUUAUUGAUCUGCUGCAUGACAGGCAGCGUCUGCCCAAAAUGCCCGAUUACAAUUCGGCAGAGGGAACGGUCAUGAUGACAAAUCCCAAACGUAAGGUGGAGCUCUACAACGAGGAUUUGGCGCGUUUGGUGCCACGCAGUUUGGUGGAGGAUCCAGAGGCACCAGAAGCACUUCAGGCUGCCGAGGAUAUGCGUCAAUUCUAUUUCAAUGGAAAGCCGCUCACGCUCGACUGUCUCGACAAUCUAGUAGACCUGCAAGGUGAUGUGCAUUUCAUUAUGGACUUGCAGCAUGCUGCAGAGAUUCACGCCAACUUCCAGAAGGCGCCGUUCUAUUUCUAUCGUUUUGACUAUGUGGGAGGCAGGAACAUGUAUAAGCGCCUGUUCCAGGCUGACAAACUGCGUGGAGCAUCGCAUGCCGAUGAGCUUUCCUAUCUAUUCCAAAUGGCUAAUGAUAAGUCUCCCAUGGCACAAGAUGAUUUCCAAAUUUCUGAGAAAAUGGGCCAUAUGUGGGCCAACUUUGCCAAAUCUGGCAAACCAUCGAAGAGCUGGACACCAGUAGAGAAACAAACGAGGAAUCCCAAUGGGGAACUCGAGCCAUAUCAAUUGAAUUAUAUGAUACUUGAUAGGGAAUGCAAAAUGCAGCUAAAUCCAGAUGUAGAGCGUAUGGAUUUCUGGCGUAGCAUGUUCAAGAGAUAUAAGACCAAAUGUUUUGAAGCAGUGAGGGCCAAAUUGUAAAAAAUUCAAAUUAGAAUAUAUCUUUUAAAAUAAAUAUGCUCAUUAAAAUUACAAA
This is a messenger RNA of Drosophila montana, 1862 nucleotides long. RefSeq names its product esterase B1-like. Lineage: Eukaryota; Metazoa; Arthropoda; Insecta; Diptera; Drosophilidae. The record is from RefSeq and is a predicted model, not a curated record. Gene Ontology annotation, molecular function: serine hydrolase activity.